Physcomitrium patens is the source of this 5776-nucleotide messenger RNA. RefSeq lists its product as uncharacterized. The record is from RefSeq and is a predicted model, not a curated record. Gene Ontology annotation, molecular function: metal ion binding; ATP binding. NCBI's taxonomy places the organism in Eukaryota, Viridiplantae, Streptophyta, Bryopsida, Funariales, Funariaceae.
UGCUCUCGAUUUCUCGCGGCCGUGAAUUUGCUGUCUCAGACUCCGAUUUCCUGUCUCACAAAUUCUAUGUUCCGCUGAAUUCGUCUUGUUUUUUUAUCCGCUACACCACGUCGAUUUGCCCCUGCAGCGUGCGUUUCUCAAUCUCGAAUUUUCCUGCAGUGGAAUUCGAUACUAGUGGUGUGUGGUUUGCCGUCUUGUUUCGGUGUAAUCAAUGUGUUGAUCUCGUUCAAAGCGGGCAGUCAGCUUCAGCAGGGCUUUUAAGAGUGGUGUAUUCGCAUGGCGAGGCGGAAGCAAGCCAAGCCCUCUAGACCUAGCGGAUCCACUGUUCCAACCAAUGGAGAGGUUACCGACCAACUUGUGCAGAAUGAGGAGAGAGGUGAGCUGGCUGCAGUUCUUGAGGAUGCAGAAGAACUACCUGACGUUUUAAUCGGGAAGGACCAGGCCGUGCCGGAAACAACUCCCACAAAUGGGCGGUUCAAGAAUACUUCAGGCCAUGGGAAAUGUAUCAUUGAAGAGGUGGAAGUAAUUUUGCCAGAAUUCAGUGAGAGGGGGGCUGAAUUUGCUGAAAUUACUCUGCUUGAUCCAGUUUUAGUGGUAAAUUAUGAUACCAAAGCAAAAGGGAAAGAUGAGGAGAUCCAGGAGGUUGGAAUUUGUAGGUCCCCUUUCCAGGUUGUGCUUAAGGUUUCUGCUAAAAAUCACAAGAGUUUUGGUUAUCAAGAUCUGUCAGCAGAAGAAGUUAUUAUCGAGGUCAAGUCGUGGUCCGAGGAUGACUCCACUCGACUUCUCUUGUCGGGCAAGAUUGAUGGUCCAGACUCUGCGGUUUCUGGACUUGUGUACUUGAUUAGACAGGCGAUGUUGUAUAUGGAGGCUAGACCAUAUGAAGGAAAUUCCAAAUGUAAGUUCGGGAUUUCCAUCAGCAAAAAGGCUUUCGAUUCAUGUGCUAUGUACUUGGGGAACAGCGACCGGAAACCUUUAGGUAAAGCGAUUCAAAGUGUGGUUGAAUGGCUAAGACCCGAGCUGAGUGCUGAAUCAAUAAGCGUGUUUGGGUUAGAUGGUUCACCAACUCACAUUUCGGACAUGUUGACUAUUGCUGGUGAGAAGGACGAUCGGAAAGUUGAAGCGAUGUUCAACGGUGGGGAGAAACAGCACUCUAGUUUUGAUCCUACCGCACUUUAUGAAGCAGUACUGCCGAGCAGGACCCAACCAGAGCUGGACAUGGAUUUCCCAGAGCUCGUUACUGAGCUCCGACCAUAUCAGCGGCGUGCAGCAUAUUGGAUGGUGCAGCGUGAAGUGGGUUCCGGAGCAAUUGACAACCUUGACGAGUCGAGUAAUGCCUCAACAAGCGGAAUGAAAACCACAAGAGGUGUAGAGCAUCCUUUGUGGGUUCCUGUUGAUUCACUGACUGGCCAAUCAAAGUUCUUCUAUAAUCCUUACAGCGGAUAUGUCUCUAUGGAUCCUCACGAUUUUCAAACAGAUGUUCGUGGGGGUAUACUUGCUGAUGAGAUGGGUUUGGGGAAGACGGUAGAGCUACUGGCUUGUAUCCUUGCUCAUCGAGCUAGCAAGGAAACAUUGUUGAAAGUGACGGAGUCAGCAAAUCGAGCACGGGAGACCCUGAUGAAGUACAAAUGUGAACGCAUUGAUUGCAGUUGUGGAGCUACUCGAGAUGAUGAAUAUUACGAUGGUUCAUGGGUGCAAUGUGAUCAUUGUGAUGCAUGGCAACAUGCUCUAUGUGUUGGUUAUGCUUGUCCUACUGACAUCGAUGCAAACUUGAGACGAAUUGCAGCUCAAGCGCAACAAGUGAAGAAGGACGAGAAAGUUCGUCUGGGAAAGAGGGUCCUGGAGGCUAAUGGAAUGCCUGUCAACAUUGCUGCAAGGGAGAGGAAAGGAAAGAGAAGCAGGAACGUGCACCGAUCAGAGGGGCAAAGAAGUAAUGUAGACUCUUCUGUUUCCAAGCGUAAUGAAGAGACCUUUAUAUGCGGCACUUGUGCUGAAAUGAUUGGUCGUGUGGAGAUUGAGGAAGAAUGUGGAGCUACUUUGGUUGUGUGUCCUACACCUAUUCUGCGACAGUGGCAGGAUGAAAUUUCUAGGCACGUGAGACCUGGAACCUUGAGAGUUCUGGUGUAUGAGGGAGUGCAGAAAGGUGCCACUGUGGUGUCAGGCAAAGGCUCGCUUGAAAGCUCUAAAGUGGAAAAGAUCAAAACAGUUGGUGCCCAUGAUCUGGCUACAGCAGAUCUUGUACUCACAACUUACGACACACUCAGGGCUGAUGUUUCUCAUGCAGCAACUGCAAGUCAUAAAAUUGUGCGAUCCUUUCGUCAACCUAAAAGGUAUCCAGUCGUUCCCACAGCCCUAACCAGAUUAAAAUGGUGGAGAUUGUGCUUGGAUGAAGCACAAAUGGUUGAAAGUGUGUUAGCACGAGCGACAGAGAUGGCUAUGACACUUCGAACAACCCAUCGUUGGUGUGUCACAGGAACACCCAUUCAACGUGGUUUGGAUGAUUUGUAUGGUUUGCUGCGUUUUCUGCGUGCAGAGCCCUUUGAUAAUAAACGUUGGUGGACGGUAGUUCUGAAGGAACCUUAUGAGGAAGGGAAAUAUGGCGCCGUUCGUGCUAUGCAUGAUCUUUUCCGAGGGUUGAUGUGGCGCUCUACGAAAGCUCAAGUAGCUGAUGAACUCGGAUUACCACCGCAAGAUGAGCGGUUAGAUUGGCUAAGGUUCUCACCUAUUGAGGCUCAUUUCUAUCGGCAACAGCAUGAACGUUGUGCUGUGAGAGCUCGAGAAGUCAUUGCCAAUUAUAGAAAACAUUUAUCAACACGGUCUUAUGGGAGAAGAUCCCGUGCACGAAAAUCAUUUGGCACCCAUACAAGUCUCGAAAUUCCAACUUCUGUCACUUCGGAUGUAGCAUCAGAUUUAAGUAGUACAAGGAAUUCGCAGCAUGUUCAGGAUGGAGAUUUAGGAAUGAAGGCUCCUUCAGAAGAGCUUGAGGAUAGACUUCUCUCAAACAAAGAAGCAGAGAAACUUUUGGACCAACUUCGUUGUCUUCGACAAGCCUGUGUUCACCCCCAAGUGGGCAGUGCUGGCAUACGCUCACUACAAAGGUCACCUAUGACGAUGGAUGAAAUUCUGGAGGUUCUGGUGGACAAAGCCAAAUUGGAGGCAGAGGAUGCUCAGCGCUCUUUGUUUGGAGCACUGAAUGGCCUCGCCGGACUGGCCAUUAUUGACAACAACAUUCCACUUGCAGUCUCUAUUUAUCGAGAGGUCCUUUCAUAUACUGAAGAAAAUGCACAAGAUAUCCGUGUUGAUCCGCUUCAAAAAUUGCAUACACUCUACAAUUUGGCCGAGGUUCUUGAAGUCAAGUCUCAAACAGGAGGAGCUGAUCACAAAGAAAGUGAUGCUGCAAUCAGCAAUUCUGGCAGGUCACAAGCUGGUGAAAACAAAAUCAGAUCUGAUGUUCCCAGGACAUUACGUGAUGACCUUCUUUUGAAACAAUGCGAGGAUAUCAAAACGAAAUACCUCGCUCCAUUUUAUGCAAAACUGGCGGCAGUGCAAGCAGACUUUCAAAGUGCAACCAAGCAGGUACAGGAGGCAAAAGCAGAUCUAAGUGAUGGUAGGAGCGCUUGGUGGAUGGAGGUACUAAGUAGCUUGGAACAGCAACCUGAUAAUGGCAAGGAUUUUAUUAGAAAAGUUCGAGAUCACUUACUUGAAAACGAUCACUUGGGUGAAGCUGGAAACAUGGGACGUGUUAAACAUCACAACAUAUCCAGUAUCGCCUUGAGGUUUCAAGAUGUUUCUGGGUUGAAAAUGGUUCUACUCAGAGAACUUGAAGCCAUGGAAGAUGGUCGCGAAGAGUUACUACAACGGUUAACGGAUUUGGGUGCUAAGAUGGAGAACCCUGAUAUAUUUGAUGUUGAACGUGCCGGAAAUUGCUCCCGUUGUCAACCCGAUAUGAAGGGUCCUGCAUGUGCUCACUGUGAAGCAGAGGAGCUAUUCCAGGCAUACGAGAACAGAUUGUUUUUUUUAAAGGUUACAGGAACGGGGGAGGUGGCUGUGUCUGCAGAGGAUGCUCUAAUUGCACAGCAUGCUAGUCUUGCUCUCAAGCGCCGAGAAUCAAGCCAUAAAGAUGCUCCUGUGGAAGUUUUAGAACGUAGGGCACGGAAUAGAGGCGUGACGUCAGCUCAGGUGACAAGAGCGCCAUCAGGAACAGAACGAAUCUUGACAACGUUGAGAGGUCAAGUGGGAAGGGAUAAGCUACCAGCAGCUAGGAAGCAUCUUCAGUUGCUAGAGGCAAUGCGGAAAGAAUUUGCGCAAGCCAAAGUGUUAGCUUUAGCCCAGCGAGAAGUAUUCUUUGAAGUACACGAGCUAAACAUGGCCACAACACGCCUCCGUCUGAGAUAUCCGGGAGAAAAGAUUCCUAAUAUCUCUGUACUACAUCCUGAACAAGUACCUCAACAAAAUGUUCAUCUUACAGCAGAGAAGUUUGCUGCUCUUGAGGAGCUGAAUCGAGUGAAGGGUCAACUGCGUUAUUUGAACGGUGUGAAAUCAGCAAGACAGAAAGUAGAGCGAGGCGAAUCGGCGAAAACAAUGAUUCCGUCAGAAUCAAGCAUUUCAGUUAGCAAACCAGUUGAAUCGAACGAGGAAGAAUGCCCCAUAUGUCACGAAAUUCUGGGAUCUCGAUUCAUGGUUCUUCCUUGUGGUCAUGUGCUAUGUUGCAAAUGUAUGCUUAGUUUGGUCGAGCGGUCCACAUUGCCACAAUCACAGAAAAAGAUAAACUGCCCUUCAUGUAGACGCCGCACAAAUGUGUCUGAAGUAGCCUAUGUUGUCAAUACACAUGAAAAGGAGGGGUUAGAUCCCACAAUAGCUCACUUUCAGGGAGGAGAAAAAGAAGAUGUCGAUUUUGCCUCGUCAGUGAAAGGAUCUUACGGAACUAAGUUAGAGGCGGUACUUAGGCGGAUACUAAGGCUGAAGUCAGAGGAUCCAGAUAUGAAGGUUCUUUUAUUCUCAGAAUGGCAAGGUGUGCUUGACGUUGUGGAGCACGCACUGAAAACCAACCACAUCACCUUUACUCGUGUCAAGCGUGGAGGGCAAAUAAAUGAUGCAAUUGAUAGGUUUAGAGGUGUUGAGGAAACCGUUGGCAAGAAAAGGAGUUCAAGAAAAAGAGCAAAUGUGGAUGAGGUGCAAGGGCCUGUGCAGGUGCUUCUUAUGCCAAUCAGGCAUGGGGCAAAUGGCCUAAACUUGGUUGAAGCCCAGCAUGUCAUGCUAUUGGAACCGCUUCUCAAUCCUGCCAUGGAGGCUCAAGCCAUUAAUCGUGUGCAUCGUAUUGGCCAGACACGUGCGACAUUUGUCCAUCGUUUCAUUGUUCACGACACCGUGGAAGAGAGCAUAUAUGGGUUGAGGAGACAAAAAGCAAUGAAUUUACCGGGAGGUGCCACUGGCAAGUCCGAUGUGUACAAUCUCACUCUUAAAGAUCUGAGUUCUCUGUUCUCAAUUCAGACUGGAGUUGCAAGUAACUCGGCCCAGGUACAGCCUUCUGCUAUUGCGGCCAGCUCGGGUAGUUUAACGCCAGCAAGAGCAGCGGCUGCUGCCGCCGAAGCCAGACUUAUGCUUCGCUUAGAACCUUAAUCGAGGCAGAUUUAGAACCUCUCAUGAGGCGUCACCCAGGUAAAGAAGUUAGGUUGCAAUAUCUUCCUGGCACUGUUCAUCACACAAUCUUUGGCCAUUACGACAAUGUCCAUGUGUACAAUCCUAAUAUUUUAUGGAGCAUAUCAGUUCAUUUGCAUUC